Beta vulgaris subsp. vulgaris (sugar beet) is the source of this 1943-nucleotide messenger RNA. RefSeq names its product glycosyltransferase-like At2g41451. The coding region runs from base 208 to 1761 and encodes 517 amino acids. Gene Ontology annotation, biological process: response to abscisic acid; cellulose biosynthetic process. The record is from RefSeq and is a predicted model, not a curated record. The transcript has 11 exons. Lineage: Eukaryota; Viridiplantae; Streptophyta; Magnoliopsida; Caryophyllales; Amaranthaceae.
UCCAACGACAAAACGGCUAUACUCUUGAAUAUUUACGUUUCCCUCCUUGGAAACUUCCUUUCUCUCUCUCUCACUUAAUAAUCACCAUUCCAAUGGUGCAAGUAACACUUGAUUUAUCUUCUUCUAUAUAUAAAACCCAAAAUAAGAAAUAAUAAUAAUAAAAAUAAGAAUAUCUCCUGUGAAUUGUGAUUUCUUGAAAGUCCAAAAAUGGCGGGUAAGAAUAAUAAUAAUUGUAUAAUUUCUUGUUAUUACUCACAACACUUUCUCUACAAACUCCUCUUCUUCCUUACUUUUCUCCCUCUCUGUAUUGCUCUGUUCUCCUUCUUCCUCCAAUGGCGCGGCGCCGCGAUCGACCCGAUUACCCGUUGGGCCUUUGAUCAAUCUGAGUUCCCUGGAAUGCUUUAUUCCCCUCUCAUUAAUUCAUUCUCACAUUCACAUAUUAAUUGCCCCAAGGAUGUCUUGGCGAAGACCACCACUUCCCCUGUUUUUCCUUAUUUCAGACAUUGGAAUUUUAAUCAUAACCUUAAUCACUCUAAUCUCACUCCAAAGGCAUGUAUUACUUCAAGUACUUCAGCAGGCCUAGAACAAAUUCUACCAUGGAUCUUCUAUCAUAAAGUUAUUGGCAUUACAAACUUCUUCCUCUUUGUGGAAGGGAAGGCUGCAGCCCCCAAUGUAUCGAAAAUUCUCGAGUCUAUUCCCGGUGUACAUAUUGUCUACAGAACAAAAGAAUUAGAGGAACAACAAGCUAAGAGCCGAAUAUGGAAUGAGUCAUGGUUGUCAAGCUUCUUCUACAAACCGUGCAACAAUGAGUUAUUUGUGAAGCAGACCCUUAACAUGGAAAUGGGUAUAGUCAUGGCAAGGGAUACUGGCAUGGAAUGGAUUUUCCAUCUUGACACAGAUGAGCUCCUGCAUCCUGCAGGAACUCGAGAGUAUUCUGUCCGAGAGUUACUAUCAAACGUUCCCAAAGAUGUGAAUAUGAUUGUAUUUCCUAAUUAUGAAAGUGCUGUUGAAAGAGAUGACAUCCAAGAGCCUUUCAGUGAGGUUUCAAUGUUUAAGAAGAACUUUGAUCACCUUCCAAAGGAAGUUUACUUCGGAAACUAUAAGGAGGCUACACGGGGCAACCCAAACUAUUUUCUGACUUAUGGAAAUGGAAAAGCAGCUGCAAGAAUUCAAGAUGACCUUCGCCCUAAUGGUGCUCAUCGAUGGCAUAACUACGAGAAAGCAACAGUUGAGAUGAAAAUGGAAGAGGCUGCAGUUUUGCACUACACAUAUUCUAAAUUCUCCGACUUGACUUCAAGACGGGAUAGGUGUAAAUGCACGCCUACAAAAGAAGGUGUCAAAAGAUGUUUCAUGUUAGAGUUUGAUAGAUCAGCAUUUAUUAUUGCUUCAACUGCCUCUGAAGAAGAAAUGCUCCAAUGGUACAAUGAACAUGUAGUGUGGAAUAGCGAAGCACUUAAACUUAAACUGUUGAGGUUUGGCAUUUUGGCUCGCAUUUAUGCUCCCAUGGACAUAAUUCAGACGUUAAGGGAAUCUGGGGUUUUUGCUACUGUUAUCGCAUCAGCACAGGCUAAUUCAUCCAACAGAAACAAUGAUUCUUCAGAUAAUGUUGGUGCACGAAAACUGUUUUCGGAAAAGCUUAGGCUUGAAUUUCCAGAAAGCACACGAAGGGUCUUGGAUGAUAUUGGAGGAGGACAUGAUCACUUGCAAGCAGUCCCACCCUUAUCUCCCCCAGGACUUCAUGAUGUUACUGACAAAAGCUAGUCUUAAAAUUGUAGUAAAAGUUUUGGCAGGUUCACAUUCUUUUCACCUUAUUGAUUGGUGAAAUCACAGAUAUGUAAAUGACAGGUUAGAUAACACAACACUGUGCAGCAACUAGUCUCUUAGAGAACAGUUGGAAUUGAACAAUACAUUUCUCCAUACAAAAGAGUUGGUUCUUAAUUAAA